AUGGAUCAGAACAGCCGCACCAUUAUCAUCUUGGAUGAUGUUUGGGAGGAUCUUCAUGAUCUAGAUAAACUUGGAAUUCCCAGCGGUAGUAACCAGAACCAUUGGUGCAAAGUGAUAUUGACAACGCAUUCCCGAAAUGUUUGUGAGGCAAUGGAAGCUCAGAAUAUCAUGGAUGUUGGAAUGUUAUCUGAAAAGGAAGCAUGGUGCCUUUUCAAGGAGAAAGCUGGUGAUUCAGUUGACAUUUCGUCUAUUCAUGACACAGCAAAAAAGGUUGACAAAGAAUGCAAGGGGUUGCCAUUUGCAAUUAUUACAGUUUCAGGAGCACUAAAGCGUAAAACUAAGCCUUCAUGGGAAGAUGCCUUUAUACAAUUACGUGAUGCAGAACCAAAAAAUAUCCCUAGAGUGCACACAAAGGUGCAUAAAUCUCUGAGGCUAAGCUACGACCACUUGGGAGAGAAUGAAGCAAAGUACCUCUUUUUGUUUUGUUCUUUGUUCGACGAAGAUCGUGAUAUUUGGAGUGAAGAAUUGAAGGAUUUUUUUGAUGAAAUGAUUAACCUCAAUGUCUUGAGCCUGAGGGGACAGAUUUGUGGAGUCCAUUAUGUCUUUUCCAUCAUCGAUUCGGAGGUUGUCAAGUCUGAGAACGCUGUGCGUGAGUAA
Molecule: messenger RNA, 657 nt
Organism: Solanum verrucosum
Lineage: Eukaryota; Viridiplantae; Streptophyta; Magnoliopsida; Solanales; Solanaceae
Product: disease resistance protein UNI-like
Exons: 2
Coding region: 1-657 (218 amino acids)
Molecular function (GO): ADP binding
Source: RefSeq, a predicted model, not a curated record